This is a messenger RNA of Lampris incognitus (smalleye Pacific opah), 591 nucleotides long. Its product is annotated as peroxisome proliferator-activated receptor gamma-like. Lineage: Eukaryota; Metazoa; Chordata; Actinopteri; Lampriformes; Lampridae. Gene Ontology annotation, molecular function: nuclear receptor activity; RNA polymerase II cis-regulatory region sequence-specific DNA binding. Gene Ontology annotation, cellular component: nucleus. Gene Ontology annotation, biological process: positive regulation of transcription by RNA polymerase II; negative regulation of transcription by RNA polymerase II; regulation of lipid metabolic process. The record is from RefSeq and is a predicted model, not a curated record.
AUGGUGACACACGGCUACCUCAACACCCUCCUCAUCGAGUUUACUGGCCCUCCGCUGGAUCGGGUGACCCUCCUGAAAUACGGUGUCAUGGAGGUCAUGGUCAUUAUGACGGCAUCAUUCCAGAAAGACAGUGGACUGUUUGCAUACAGACAGAUCUUCAUGACCCUUGAGUUCCUGCAGCCUCUUUGGAAGCUCUCUGACAUGAAGGAACCCAGGUUUGACUUUGCUGCUAAGUUUAGCAGGCUGGAGCUGGAGGACAAGGACAUGGAUCACUUUUUGGCAGUCAUCCUGCUCAAUGGAGAUCAGCCUGGCUGGGUCAACGUGAAUGCCGUCGAGGAACUGCAGGAGGUGGUGUUACAGGCCCUGGAGCUUCUGCUCCACACCUUCCACCCAAACUCCCUCCAGCUGUUUGCAAAGCUGCUGCAGAAAGUCACCGACCUGUGCCCCCUUGUGUCAAAUCACAUCAGUCUCAUCCACCUGCUGAAGAAGACUGAGCAAGACAUAUGCCUGCAUCCCCUACUGAAAGAAAUUAUAAGGGACUUUAACUACAAAAAGAAAUCACUGAACAUUGAAUCUAAAGCCACUGAUUAG